Molecule: messenger RNA, 1905 nt
Organism: Dovyalis caffra
Lineage: Eukaryota; Viridiplantae; Streptophyta; Magnoliopsida; Malpighiales; Salicaceae
Source: the annotation of a GenBank genome assembly
AUGUCACAAGCAGCAGUAGGGCCAGAUGGGUCUAGUUCUCCGGCAAGAAGAUCUUGCAUGUUUUAUAAGUUAAUGGCUGCUUCCAUUCUCCAAGACAAAAAGCUGAAGAUACCAAAAAAGUUUGUCAACAAAUAUGGAGAUGAACUUUCUUCUAUUGCCACACUCACCGUCCCCUGUGGUCGUAUCUGGCUAGUGGAACUGCAAAAUGUUAACGGCAGGUUAUGGUUUCACAAGGGUUGGCAUGAAUUUGUAGAAUGCUACUCCAUUCGGGUCGGGUAUUUCUUGGUCUUCAUAUAUGAAGGGAAAUCAAACUUUAAUGUCCAUAUGUUUGAUUUGUCAGUUUCAGAGAUUAAGAAUCCAUGUAAUACUCUCAGUAGUUUGCAAGAAUCCAUUCAUGACAAUCCAUGUCUAUUACCCCAUGAGAAAGAUGAUGGCCUCGAAAAAAUCUUGGGUUGCAGGUCUCCAUGUCCUAAUCUCCUUUCCUCGAUAACAAGCAAAGAUUUUACUGAAUAUAUCCAUGGCAACUGGAUUCAAUCUACGUACACUGCUGCUAGUCUAGAAAACCCACAUCUAAGAACGGAUGCGUCUAAUUUGAGAGAAAAAUCUCAAACUUCUCGAGACAUAGGUACACAAUUUAAUGGGAGGGAGUUUUCGAUUACUGAGGAUGGAGUUGGUUCCCUUAUCUCAGGCAUAGCAGGAAAAAACAGAAGAAGCAAACGAAUGAUUGAGACUAAUGUUGAUAAACAUGAGUCACUAGGCAUCCAGAACGUGAAACUAAAGUCAGCCCGUGUAAAAAUUACUUCUGAAACUCUUUCAAGGAGGUGGAGAGCUGUAACACCGGAAGAAAAGGAAAGGACAAUUCUUGCAGCUCUCAAGUUCAGGUCUGAUAAUCCUUUUUUCAGGGUUAUCUUGCGACCAUCCUAUGUAUAUAGGGCAUUUCUUCUGCACAUUCCAUGCAUUUUUGCACGGACAUUUAUGAACAGGGUUACAGGAUUUGUCACACUUCAGGUUUCUGAUGGAAAACAAUGGCCUGUCCGAUGCUGUUACAAGGAUGGCGUUUGCCGCACUCUUCGCAUCUCAAUUCUAGCUCUUUGGAUGGAAUUAGGUUUGUGGCUUAAAACCAGAAUUGGUGGAUUAUCAAUAUGCAACAUUGUUUAUUUAGGUGAUUAUAGUUAUGUGGAUGUGAUGAAGCCUCACAAACAACAUGGAAGCACUUCUUUUGUCAAAUUCAUUAUGCCUCUGAAACUAAUAGAACCUUCUGAUGGCAAGCAAUGUUCAGUGAAACGUGAAAAAGAAAUCCCAAAUGAUGAUUCGCUUGUAGUUAUGGAAUCCACAAGGCCAAGCCCUUCGCAUAAUCUUUUGAAUGCCAGAAUUUUUUUCAAACACUCUGCUGAACCACUAAAGAGAGAAAGGGAUGAUGCUUCAUCUCACCAGAAUCUAAAUGGGUCUUCUGUUGGAGUUACUUUGGGGUUCAACAAGCAAACAAUAACUGUUGCUUCUGUGAAGAAGCAGGCAUUUGGGUGUAUGACAAGGAGCAAUGACCAUAUGAUGGAAGGUCAUGAAGAGAGUUCAGAUUUAGACAAUGUGAAGACACUAAAGCAACGCAGAUUAAACAAGCAAACCAAUUGUGAUGUACAUGAGCUUCCUGCUGAAAUGUAUAUUCCUAAAAAUGGAAGACCUGCUGCAACCCUACAGAUGAAAGGGGCUAUUUAUGCUGCGAGAAGGUUCGAGCCUGAAAAGCCUGCUUUCUUGUUUAUCUUGGGAUCAAUACGUAGACAUGUGUAUGUGCCAGCUGAAUUUUCCAGGAAGUAUUGGGGUCAGAUUUCAGGACAUGUCACACUUCGGGUUUCUGAUGGAAGAGAAUGGUCUAUCAAGUGCUUUGAAAAUGCUGGGAAUCCAAGUUGA